AUGAAUGAUUUUGGUUACGGAAGACGGAAAGCGAGUAACGACUGCCGCGGUAACAUACGAGAUGAACAGGAGGAGAUGGAGAAUCGAGGCAGAAACGGGGACACGAGGCCUGCGACUCUUAAACGAUUGGACAGCAUUCAGGAUCCGGGGAAGAGAUACGCGUUGAAGGAUCGCAUCGGUGUCGGCGUGUGCGGCGAUGUCUACGAGGGGAUCGACCAACAAGCUGGAAACAAAAAGGUCGCCAUUAAGAUCCAAGUACUUACGUCGGAGACACAGUCUUUAAUUGUGGAAGAAUAUCGUAUUCUUCGUGAUUUCGCCGGCCAUCCGAAUCUGCCGGACUUCUACGGGAUAUACCGCAGACGGUCCUCGAAAAAAUCCAACCACGACGAAAUAUGGUUCGUUAUGGAGCUGUGCGAGGGUGGAACGGUCAUGGAUCUGGUCCGCGGGAUGAUCGCGAGAGACAAGAGAAUGCAGGAGGAGCACAUCGCUUACAUCCUGAAAGAGGUGAUCAAGGCUUUAAUUCACCUGCAUGAGCACAACGUCAUCCACAGAGACAUUCGUGGCAACAACAUCAUUCUGACGAAGGAAGGCGAAGUGAAGUUGGUAGACUUCGGGCUCUCUAGGACGCUAAAGAACGAGCUAGAGAGACGAUAUACGUGCAUAGGAUCGCCGUCCUGGAUGGCGCCGGAACUCAUCGCCGGCAAGGGCAACAGAACCGACAGCGGAUACGACAGUCGGGUCGACAUAUGGGCGAUCGGCAUCACGGCAAUAGAACUGGCCGACGGCAAGGCGCCCUUCCAGGACAUGCAUCCGACACGAGCGCUCUUCCAGAUCGUCCGGAAUCCACCGCCGACGCUCUACCGACCUGCCAACUGGUCGGGCAAUCUCAACGACUUCAUCUCCGAAUGCUUGGAGAAGAAUCCUGAGAACAGACCGUACAUGAUGGAGAUCAUCGAGCAUCCCUUCUUGUCGGAGUUGCCUGAGAACGAUUACCCGUUGACGCAAGAGAUCAAAGCGCUAACGAUGGACGUUUCGGAGAAGGGCAAGGAAGGAAGGAAAACGGAGUCAAUAGUACAUAAAGGCUUCUUGAAGACUCGUCAAGAAGAACCACCAGAGCGAAUGCUCACGGAAGAUCUCGCAGCGCUCGACAUCCUAACCGAAGACGUGAUCCUGGAUGAACUCCGCGAAAGACUACAGCGAGGUGAAUAUCACACAUUCAUCGGUGACGUUCUACUGAUACUCAACCCGAACAAGCAACACGAUAUCUAUGAUGCUCAUUAUCACGCAAAGUAUCAGUGCAAAUCGCGAUCGGACAAUGCUCCGCACAUCUAUUCUGUGGCGGACAGCGCGUUCCAGGACGUGAUGCAUAAUGAAGAGCCGCAACACAUUUUGUUGGCUGGUGAGAGCAACUCCGGAAAAACGACGAAUAUGUUGCAUCUAGUGAAGCACCUCGCGUUUCUCGGGAAAGGUAUGCACGACACCGGAAUGAAAAUAAUGCGGUCUAUAAAAAUAAUUCAUGCGUUUACAAACGCGUCGACACCGCUGAAUGCUAACUCCACCAGAUGCAUCAUGCAAGUGCAGACGACUUUUGGCUCGACCGCAAAAGUGUCGGGUGCGAUAUUCUGGUUAUAUCAAUUGGAAAAGUGGCGUGUCUCUACUCGCGACAGAAAUCAAUCAAACUUCCACGCCUUUUAUUAUUUCUACGACGGCCUGGAAGCGUCGGAAAAAUUAAAGGAAUAUUAUCUAUCAAGCGGAAGAAGACUUCGAUACCUCAGAAUAACCGACAAGAGCGCCGAGAAGAAACGAGCGUUCAAAGUACGAAACGAGCCACAGAAUAACGCGCUCAAAUUCGAGAAACUUAUAGAGGAUCUCAAGUUUAUGGAUAUGGAAGAGUAUUGCGAGAUUAUCUGGAAAAUCCUCGCAGCCAUUCUGCUUCUCGGAGAGAUUCGAUUCGUCGAGGGCAAUAACGGGGAAGCUGAAUUGGACAACAACGAAGUCGCUAACAGAGUGGCGGAGCUUCUUGGUCUAGACUCGAAAAAAUUUAUUUGGGCUCUUGUUAAUUACUGCUUAAUCGUGAAAGGAUCGGCAGUGCGCAGAAAACAUACUCGUGAAGAAGCGAAGGAGGCACGGGACGUCUUGGCGAAUACUCUUUAUCAGCGUUUGGUGGACUGGAUAGUCAAUAGCAUCAACUAUAAACUCGCAAUGACUCGUAGCCUUUAUGGCGAUAAAUAUUCCAUCAGCAUCCUCGAUCUCUUUGGAUUCGAGUGCUUCUCGGUGAAUCGACUGGAACAACUGGUGGUGAAUACGAUGAACGAGCAAAUGCAAUACCAUUACAAUCAAAGAGUAUUCGCCUGGGAAAUGCAAGAGCAGGAAGAGGAAGACAUACCCAUACAACGUUUGCGCUUCUACGACAACAAGGAAGCGAUCGAUCAAUUGAUGGGCAAGGAGAACGGGCUCUUUCACAUCAUCGACGUCGCUUCGCGGCAACUGCAGGACGCUCAAUACAUCCUCGAGAGAAUCAAGGAGCGUAAGCGCGGCGUUCACGUAAGACCAGUAAGCUCGCACGAGUUUACGGUCGCCCAUUACACUGGAAAGUUGAUAUAUGAUGCCAGUGAGAUCGCCAGUAAAAAUCGGGAUUUUGUACCACCAGAGAUGAUCGGCACGAUGAGAUUCUCGUCGUACGAUGCGGUCAAGCAAAUGUUCACUAACAAGCUCACCAAGUCAGGCAAUCUGACAAUCGUUCACGAGCAUCGCGCUGCGACAGAGAAAACAUCGAGAAAUAAGUGGGGUGCUCUUAUGCAGGAAUCUUCGAAUCUUCGAAAAUACAAUACUGCAUCCAGAGGACAGUACUCGCAGACGCGGAAGAUGCGAACGAGCUCGUCGACAUUCAGAACUACGAGUCUCGAGAUUCUGAAAAAUCUCGCGGUAGGAAGCGGUGGCAUGCAUUUCAUUAGAUGCAUACGCUCCGAUCUCGAGGACGUUCCUCAUGGCUUCUAUCGCGAGGUCGUCAAACAGCAGAUCAGAGCGCUGGCGGUUCUGGAUACAGCAAAAGCCAGGCAACGCGGUUACCCAUAUAGGAUAUCUUUUCAAGAAUUCAUACGAAGGUAUAAGUUUCUAGCCUUUGAUUUCAACGAGACGGUCGAGAUGACGAAGGACAAUUGUCGGCUGCUUCUGAUCAGAUUGAAAAUGGAAGGCUGGAUCAUCGGUAAGACCAAGGUGUUCUUGAAGUACUACAAUGAGGAAUAUUUAUCACAUUUAUACGAGACACAAGUGAGAAAGAUUGUAAAAGUGCAGUGCAUGAUGCGUGCUUUCCUAGCGCGCAAGAACAUCGCCUCAAAGAUCACUAACGUUAAGAAAGAAAUAGUGAAGAAAGCGUCAAUCAAGAGAAAAGACUCGACACUCACGGAGGAUAAAGCGGCAGUAAUGAUACAGAAAGCGUACAGAGGACACAUGGUGAGAAAAGAAAUAGGCCCGUUAAUCAAAGGAGAAAUGGACCAAGAGACGAAGGAUUUCAUCAAGUUUUACAGCAGUAAAUGGAGAUCGAAGAGUAUAUUCCAAGUUCUCCUACGAUAUCGUGCAGCCCGUUAUCAAGACCUCGUGCAAUUAUCCCAACAGGUUCACCUGUACAAUCAAUCGCUAGUGGCAGCUUUAAAGAGCGCGAAUGAACGGGUGUCUCUCGAGAAAGUCGACCCAGGCGCUAAGGUAGACGCUUACAUAAGCGAGGUGAAACCUCCCCAGGUCCACAAACUACCCUUCAACAUGCAACAAGAGCUACCGUACUUCGAUACGAGCUACAUGAACGAUCCUUCGAGCGCGAAAAUGAAACGCACAGGAUCUAUAUCGUCCACGAUGAGCGAUGAUGAGCACGAGCCGUGGGACGCACCUUUGCGCAGGCAAACCGUUCCAUGGGCAAACAACAACGUUCAUACGAGAGAUGCCCAGGUGCAAACGACCAAUUCGCCCCAUCAUGUGUCUCUUCAUCGCACGUCGGUCGGCGGGGAGCAAAGCUUGAUCAAUACUCCGUUCACCAGAGAUCCCAAUGUCCCGAUUCAAUGUCCACCGGAGGAUACGUCCCGCCGCAAUAGCACUCUCGGUUAUCAGCCGCUUUUGAACAAACGCGGCUCCACACAACUCUCUCAUAUUUCUGAUUCUCAUAUUUCUUAUUCUAAUAACAUCAAUAGCGUUGGAUCAUUACAUUCCAAGAAAAUAUUGCCACCAUCGAUCCCGUUCAAUCAAGCGCAAUCCUUGGCAAUGCGUAAUUUCAACAACUACGAGUCGGACAUUCAAAACAAAAACAACACGGACAACGGAAUGACCGGCUGGGAUUUCGAGGAUCAAAUCAAUCGCAAUAUCGGCAAUAAUAUUCGCGUGAAUCCCAUCAAGGAACUGGAGAUGAUCGGGCGCAGAAGUAACAAUGACGAGAACGACGACGCACCUCCGUUCAACUUUCAGGCGAUGCUACGAAAGACUCCUCACCACCGAGCCUCAAUGAAACGCAAUCCCGUAUACGAGAGCGUCACAUCAUCGUCGAUGCCGCAGCAUUAUCGUCUUAGCAACGAAGAUGACCCGUGCGACUCGAGUAUCGUCUGCAAAAGCGCUGGCAGUCGUAAGGACUCGCCUGAAUGGAGCCCGAACGAGAUGAUCCUCAUGUCAGAGAAGUACGCGAAGCAGGAUGCGUGGGACGCGGAAUGCGCCACCGACGGUGACAGCGUCACUACAGAGAUUGCACCGGGCAUUGUUGUAAAAGGCCAUGUGGCUGAACUAUAAAGCAUUCGUCCAGAGAUCAGUGUUGUGUCGCGAAGAUCAGUUAACUCCAACUAUGCUCGUUUAUUGAACGUUCUCUCUAUGUCUGCCGUAUCUCAGAUUAUCACCUGGGAAAGGAAAGAUCGUUGAUUAGAAUUUAUCGAAAAUUUCCAAUGCAAAUGAUUCUUAGUAAAAUUGUCAGUUUUAUCUACUAAUCGAUCAUUAAAACGAAUGUUGAAUUCUAAAUUGUAUGACGAAGAAACAUUAACCAGGAAAUACAUAAUUAUCGAUAAAGUAAUUCUGAUGGAAUAGAGAAUGUGAAAUGAGUAAUUUUCCUUAUUAAUAUGAAAGAAAUGAUAGAUAUCCUAAGAAUAAACUUGUCUGUCAUAAUCUAAAUGUAAUAGAUAAAAGUAAAAUGAUAUUAUUAGCAUCAACAUUAGCAACAAAUAAAUAUGCACGACUAAGUUCACAAACACGUUAUAAUUAAUAUAAAUAUAGAUAUAUUUCUCUUCGUAAAAAUGA
Odontomachus brunneus is the source of this 5265-nucleotide messenger RNA. RefSeq names its product neither inactivation nor afterpotential protein C (gene ninaC). Gene Ontology annotation, molecular function: ATP binding; cytoskeletal motor activity; protein tyrosine kinase activity. Gene Ontology annotation, biological process: protein phosphorylation. Lineage: Eukaryota; Metazoa; Arthropoda; Insecta; Hymenoptera; Formicidae. Bases 1 to 4767 code for a protein of 1588 amino acids. Gene Ontology annotation, cellular component: myosin complex. The record is from RefSeq and is a predicted model, not a curated record. The transcript has 23 exons.